This is a messenger RNA of Dictyostelium discoideum AX4, 465 nucleotides long. Its product is annotated as glutathione-dependent formaldehyde-activating, GFA family protein. The transcript is spliced from 2 exons. The record is from RefSeq and is a predicted model, not a curated record. Gene Ontology annotation, molecular function: carbon-sulfur lyase activity. The coding region runs from base 1 to 465 and encodes 154 amino acids. NCBI's taxonomy places the organism in Eukaryota, Evosea, Eumycetozoa, Dictyosteliales, Dictyosteliaceae.
AUGGAAUCUGAAAAAGAUAGAAAACAACAAUUGGAAUUAAAUGGAGGAUGCCAUUGUGGAAAAGUAAGAUACUCUGGAAUAAUUAAAGAUAAAACAAAUAUUAUUGAUAUACCAAAUUAUAAAUGCAAUUGCACAAUUUGUGUUAAAUAUAGAUUUUGGGAAAUAAGAGUUGACCCAGAACUAAUGACAAUUACUAAAGGUAAAGAGAAUGGUGGUGGUGGUGCAUUAAAGGAAUAUAAAUUUGAACCAUUUCAUACUAUUCAUUAUUUUUGUAAUGAGUGUGGUACUCAUCCAUUUGGGUUAUCUCAUAUGAAUCAAUUGAAUAAACCAUUCUAUUUUGUUAAUGUUCCUACAAUUGAUGGUGUUACACCUGAAAUGAUGGAUCAGUUAUGUCAAAAGACAAUUUAUUUGGAUGGACUUAAUGAUGAUUUCGCUCAUGAGCCAAAACAUAGAAAUUAUCUUUAA